Sitodiplosis mosellana (orange wheat blossom midge) is the source of this 866-nucleotide messenger RNA. RefSeq lists its product as uncharacterized. NCBI's taxonomy places the organism in Eukaryota, Metazoa, Arthropoda, Insecta, Diptera, Cecidomyiidae. Bases 262 to 837 code for a protein of 191 amino acids. The record is from RefSeq and is a predicted model, not a curated record. The transcript has 3 exons.
GGUAGUGUAUCCGGUUGUGGGCAGUCACCGGUUGUGGGCACCCCUAAAUUUUUUUUGACAGAUUCCAAAAAUGGCGAAUCUGAGUAUGAGCGAUUGUGUAUUUUGACAGUCCAUCACUUUCUGCUACAACACCGAAGUGAAAAGACGCGUUUGUUGAUGUUUUACGAAAAUCGGAAAAAAAAUUGGCUAAAAAUUUACUUUGAGAAGAUUUCAGAUUUUUUUUGAAGUGUUAUAAAGUGAAGUGAUAAACAUCAAAAAGCCAUGUCAACUGCGAAAAAGUCAACUGAACCGAAAGCAAUUGAUGUAAAUGCCCUGGUAAAGGCCAUUAAGGAUUGCUUGAUCGACAAGAAGCAAAUCAAAACGACUGCACGGUCCCAUGAUCUUCCUCGUAGCAGUUUGCAACGCUAUCUGAAGAAAGUUGAAGAAAAUUAUGAAGACCUCUCAGCCGUAGCAGAUGAUGAAUUGACGGAAUUUGUUCGUGACUGCGGUCAACGUACGCCAUCUAAUAUGGUUUUCACCACUGCCCAAGAAAAGGAACUUGUCGACUACAUUUUGAAAUGCGUGAACCAUUAUUAUGGCCUGAGCAUAACCGAGUUGCGUGAUUUGGCUUAUCAGCUUGCCAAGAAACUCGCCGUCGACUAUCCGGCGAAUUGGAAUGAAGAAAUGAUGGCUGGUCGUCAUUGGUAUUACAAUUUUAUGCGCCACCACCGUCAGCUUGUGUUGCGUACGCCCGAAAAAACGUCGCUCAAUCGUGCAAAAGCGUUUAGCAAGACCAACGUCGAUAAAUUUUGCAAAAAUUGCGAUACUGAUUUGGACGACGAAGAAAGUGAUGAAUAAUUUGAAAAAAGUGCCAUUUUCUAUUGUCA